Messenger RNA from Colletotrichum spaethianum, 3360 nucleotides. Its product is annotated as DNA mismatch repair protein msh-3. The coding region runs from base 1 to 3360 and encodes 1119 amino acids. Gene Ontology annotation, molecular function: ATP binding; ATP-dependent DNA damage sensor activity; mismatched DNA binding. The transcript has a single exon. Gene Ontology annotation, cellular component: nucleus. Gene Ontology annotation, biological process: mismatch repair; mitotic recombination. NCBI's taxonomy places the organism in Eukaryota, Fungi, Ascomycota, Sordariomycetes, Glomerellales, Glomerellaceae. The record is from RefSeq and is a predicted model, not a curated record.
AUGGCGCCCAAGUCGAAGCCGCCCGAGAAGAAGCAGCAGUCGCUCACCAGCUUCUUCCAACCAAAGACCGUCAAUGGCCUUGCCGCCGCCUUUCAAAAGUCCCAGUCCGAGUCCCGAACGAGCCCUUCCGAGUCGCCAGAGGCUUCCCGCAAGCGACCCCUAGUGGAAGAUGCGGACAAGGUCAACAAUGGCCCGGAAAAGAAACCCAAGAGGGCAAAGGGGGGCAAGGGGGAAACGGCAGAUGCUGCUGACGAGGAGGAGAGCUCUUUCCUCACGCCAGGAACUAAGCAGCCCGCGGCGGAGCCCAAGUCCAAGGCAUCUACGUCUGCCAGCAGGGCGGGACGUUUUGCAUACAGCCAGAGCUCAGACAUGAAUGCUGAGGAAGAGGAAGAGGAAGAUCCAUCCACGAAGAAGCGUAAAGAGGAAUUGCACAAAAAGUUCGUGAAGAAGCUGGGCCAUCCGGAUAGCAUGCUCUGGCGGCGGCGGAGAGAAGACGACAACGAAGUUGCUGAGGGAGAGGAGGGCGAGGAGGAGGAUGAAGACGAGGCUCCCCCGGCGCCCAAGGCGAAGAAGGGCGGUGCAAGAGCGAACAAGAAGCUCACGCCAAUGGAAAUUCAAUUCCUCGAAAUCAAACGCAAGCACCUCGACACGGUGCUCAUCGUCGAGGUCGGCUACAAGUUCCGGUUCUUUGGCGAGGACGCCCGGAUUGCCGCCAAGGAGCUCAGUAUCGUCUGUAUCCCGGGCAAGUACCGCUACGACGAGCACCCCUCGGAAGCGCACUGGGACCGUUUUGCCUCGGCGAGCAUCCCGGUACACCGGCUGCCCGUUCACGCCAAGCGUCUUGUUGCUGCCGGUCACAAGGUUGGUGUGGUCCGCCAGAUCGAGACUGCUGCCCUGAAGAAGGCCGGUGACAACCGCAAUGCCCCGUUCAUCCGCAAGUUGACCAACGUCUACACAAAAGGCACAUACAUUGACGAAAAUGGCGAGCUUGAAACCGGUGGCGAUGGAGGUGCCCCGUCAGGGGGCUAUCUGCUGUGUCUCACCGAAACCCCGACAAAGGGGCAGGGCACAGAUGAGAAGGUGGAGGUUGGCAUAGUAGCCGUGCAACCGACCACGGGAGACAUCAUCUACGACACCUUCGAGGAUGGCUUCAUGCGAAGCGAGAUUGAGACACGACUUCUUCACAUCUCCCCUUGUGAGUUCGUCAUCGUCGGUGACCUCACCAAGGGCUCAGACAAGCUCGUUCAACACCUCUCCGGGAGCAGCACAAACGUGUUUGGCGACCGCAGUCGUGUCGAGCGCGUCCCUCGCUCCAAGACCAUGGCUGCCGAGGCCUACUCGCAUGUCACACAAUUCUACGCGGACAAGCUGCAGCAAACUCCUGACGCCGCCGCCUCGUCUCUCCUAGAGCGCAUUCUCCACCUCCCCGAACCCGUCACUAUUUGCCUCUCCGCCAUGAUCAACCAUCUCAAGGAGUACGGCCUCGAACACGUCUUCGAUCUUACCAAGAACUUUACCAGCUUCUCGGCGCGCCAACAUAUGCUCCUCAACGGAACAACGCUCGAAUCCCUUGAGGUUUACCGCAAUGCUACCGAUCACUCCGAGCACGGUUCUCUCUUCUGGGCCUUGGACAAGACGACCACCCGCUUCGGUCAGCGCCUGCUCCGCAAAUGGGUUGGCCGGCCGCUUCUGGACGUCUCCCGCCUCGAAGAGCGCGUUGCUGCCGUUCAGGAACUCGUCGACGAGCAGUCCUCUGCCAAGGUCGACCGUUUGGAGACCCUCCUGUCCGGCACCAAGACCGACCUCGAGCGCAGUCUGAUCCGCAUCUACUACGGCAAGUGUACUCGCCCAGAGCUCCUCUCCGUCCUCCAAACACUCCAGCGUAUCGCGAUGCAAUACUCGACCGUCAAGUCGGCCGAUGCCACGGGCUUCACCUCUCCGCUCAUCUCCUCGGCUAUCCUCUCCCUACCCCAAAUCCUCGAUCUUGUCGUCUCGCACCUCGACAAGAUCAACCCCGAGGCCGCCCGGAAGGACGACAAGUACAACUUCUUCCGUGAGUCCGAGCAGACCGAGGACAUUGAAGAUCAUAAAAUGGGCAUCGUCGCCGUCGAACAAUCCCUCGACGAGCAUCGUUCCGAGGCCGCCUCCUCCCUCUCACGCAAAAAGACCGUUGACUACGUCACCGUGUCAGGCAUCGAGUACCUCAUCGAGGUCAACAACACGGACCUCAAAUCCGUUCCCGCCUCCUGGAUCAAGAUCUCGGGCACCAAGAAGCUCUCCCGCUUCCAUACACCCACCGUCGUCCGCCUCAUCGCCGAACGAGACCAGCAUCGCGAGGCCCUCGCCGCCGCCUGUGAUGCCGCCUUUACCUCCCUCCUCGGCGCCAUUGCGGAUGCAUACCAACCUCUCCGCGACGCAGUCUCCUCCCUCGCGACCCUCGACUGCCUCCUCUCCCUCUCUCGCGUCGCCGCUCUCCCCGGCUACACUAAACCGACUUUCCUCCCUACCCCGACCCAGCCCACAAUCUCAAUCACCCAAGGCCGCCACCCCAUCGCCGAACAGACCCUCUCGGACCCCUACAUUCCCUUCACAACGAGCCUCUCCUCCCCGUCCCCGCUGGCACACCUCAUCACGGGCCCCAACAUGGGCGGCAAAUCCUCCUUUGUCCGCGCCGUGGCCCUCCUCGUCCUCCUCGCCCAGAUAGGCUCCUUCGUCCCCGCCGACGAGUUCUCUCUGACCCUCGCCGACGCGAUCCACGUCCGCAUGGGCGCCCGCGACAAUCUCGCCGCGGGCGAGUCGACCUUCAUGGUCGAGGUCUCGGAGACGGCCCGCAUCCUCCGCGCCGCCACCCCGCGCUCCCUCGUCAUCCUCGACGAGCUCGGCAGGGGCACCUCGACCCACGACGGCGCCGCCAUCGCCCACGCCGUCCUCGACCACGUCGUCCGCGAGAACAGGUGCCUCACCCUCUUCAUCACGCACUACCAGAACCUCGCCCGCCUGGCCGACGGCAUUGGCGACGGUCUCGUCAAGAACGUCCACAUGCGCUUCACGGCUACACGUAAGGCUGGGACGGAGGGAGGCGACGGAGACGAAGAUGGUGAGGACGCGGGCGCCGACGAGGAAAUUACCUUCCUGUAUGAGGUUGGUGAGGGUGUUGCGCACAGGUCGUAUGGACUGAAUGUUGCGCGUCUGGCUCGGAUACCCCGCAAGGUUAUCGAAGUGGCCGCGCAGAAGUCGCGCGAGAUGGAGCAGGACGUAAGAGUGCGAAGACUGAGGGGUACGGCUGGUCUCCUUGCCGAGGUGAUCGAGAAUAAACCAGAUCAACUUGACCACCUGAUCUCGAACAUAGAGCAACUGUAG